GAAGUUGCUUUUCGAAUUGUGAUUUUUCUUGAAAGAUUGGUGUGUGUUGAAGAAUUGGUAUUUGUAUAUUGUGAUCAGUUGUUGAAGAUUGUUGAUUGGUGUGAAAAGAAUUAAGUAAUCAAGAUGUCGGAUAAAUCAAUACGAAUUGAGAAUUUGCUUGGCAUGUUAACUGUGAAAUUGCAAGAUGACAAUUUUGUUAAGUGGAACUAUCAGUUUCAGUCAGUUUUACGAGGUUAUGAUUUCUUGGAGUUCUUUACUAGUGAAGCUCUGUGUCCACCAAAGUUUGUAAUUGAUACUGAGAGUGGAGUGACUAAAGAAAUAAUAGAAGCUUAUAAAUCUUGGGUUCAGAAGGAUAUGGCAAUGUUAAGUCUGUUGAUUGCUACGUUGUCAGAUGAUGCUAUGGAAUAUGUAAUAAGGUGUAAAACAUCACAUGAGGCUUGGAAAAAUUUACAGGAAAGAUAUGCUUCUGUGUCAAGGGCCAGUAUAAAUCAACUUAAAAUUGAUUUCCAUACAAUUCAAAAGGGAAGUGACUCUAUUGAUAAGUAUUUCCUCAAACUGAAGUCUAUUCAUGAUCAACUUUUGUCUGCAGGGGAGAGAAUUACUGAUAAUGAUUUGGUCAUAACUGCUUUGUCCGGAUUACCACCUGAGUUUGAUAUGGUGAAGACUGUUGUUUUGGCAAGAGAGACCUCUAUUCCUCCGAAAGAUUUUCAAGCACAGCUGAUUGGUGCUGAAUCUGUGAUAGAAGCAAGGAUCAAUAUUUUGGCAAGUGGCUGCGAUGUAUGUUCAGGGAGAACAAUCCAAAGGUGGCAACCAAAAUUCGAGGUAUUCACAAGGUGAAAGUUCAAAUGCAGGAUCCAGAUCUGUUGAUAAUCAGGGGUAUCAAGGGAAUAACAGGUUUCAGAAUAGAAAUGGGUACAAUACUUCUCAGUUCUACAAUAGAAAUGGUUAUGGCUCAUUCAGUAACUCAAGGCCUUACUACAAUGGGAAUAGACAGAGAGGGAGUAACAACUAUAAUGGCUAUUCUAAUACUGGAAAUAGAAAUUCUUGGAAUGGUAAUACAAACUUCAAAGCUGGGACUGUGGUUGAAUGCCAGAUUUGUUCUCGCAAGGGUCAUACGGCUCCAAACUGUCCAAAUAGGAGUGAUAAUGGAUCAUCAUAUAAUGGCUAUCAGGUGACCCUUUGUCAAAUCUGUGGGAAAAAGGGUCACAGUACUUUGGAAUGUAGACAUCGAAAUAACUAUUCCUAUUAAGGUGCACCUCCACCUUCUUCACUCACUGCCUAUUCAGCUCAAGCAUCUACACAGGUCUCUGCAGCUGAAUUUGGACAACAAGCUCAAGGAAUUCCUGCUGCUGAUACUUGGAUUCUAGACACUGGUGCCUCUCAUCACAUGACACUAAACCUUGGCAAUCUAAAUCAACCAAUGACAUAUAAUGGGGAUGAGAAGAUCACUAUCGGUAAUGGUGAAGGAUAAGGUAACAGGAAUGAUAUUGUACCAAGGCAGGAGUAGAGGAGAGCUAUAUGAGAUUCCACUGAAUGUGUUUUCAAGGAGAUUUGUUGCUGGUUCAAAUAAGGCGGUUGCACUAAUUGGAAAAGCUUGUGAAUGUCUCAAUUUGGCACAAGAGACUCAGGCACCCAUCUGAGGAAGUACUUUCUGCUAUGAUAAGGAAUUUUAGACAUUCUAUUAAUGAGGAUUCUCUACCUUCAGUAUGUUCUUCUUGUAUGUCUGGAAAAAUGUGUAGACAACCAUUCUAUAUAAAAGAAAGUAGAGCUAGUUCUAUCUUUGAUAAAGUACAUUCUGAUAUAUGGGGGCUAGCUCCAACUAAGUCUCUAGAAGGUUUUUGGUACUAUGUAAGCUUCAUCGAUGAGUUUUCAAGGUUUCUGUGGAUUUUUCCAGUUAUAAAUAAAUCAGACAUAUUCCAAGUA
Molecule: messenger RNA, 1923 nt
Organism: Pyrus x bretschneideri (Chinese white pear)
Lineage: Eukaryota; Viridiplantae; Streptophyta; Magnoliopsida; Rosales; Rosaceae
Exons: 2
Coding region: 124-837 (237 amino acids)
Source: RefSeq, a predicted model, not a curated record